Molecule: messenger RNA, 2524 nt
Organism: Oncorhynchus nerka (sockeye salmon)
Lineage: Eukaryota; Metazoa; Chordata; Actinopteri; Salmoniformes; Salmonidae
Gene: setd4
Product: SET domain containing 4
Exons: 10
Coding region: 515-1978 (487 amino acids)
Biological process (GO): peptidyl-lysine trimethylation; peptidyl-lysine monomethylation
Molecular function (GO): protein-lysine N-methyltransferase activity; protein binding
Source: RefSeq, a predicted model, not a curated record
AUGCGCUGAAUUACAAAAUCCUUUUUUACACAAUUAUAAUCUGUCUAUGCUAUUACAAUUGUAUUUUAACAUACUUCAAUAGAUGGAUAGAGAGAGCCCACUGAGAGAUACUUGUGAUGCCGCUGGUUUUGACUAGAUGGGAUGCAGUUUGUAUCAGAAUUGACUUCUCGUAGCAGGUUCGAAUUUACGAUGCAGGUUAGGACAAUUAGGUUAAGGGUAGGAAAACGGUUAGCUAAAGUGCACUAAACUAAGAAAAAGAAGAAAAAAAAAAUCACCUUUAGACCUAAGUUUGACUAACUAUCUCCUCUAGCCAUGACCACAUGCUGCUUGCUUGGUCAAACAGUUGGAUAAACGCAAAAGUAGUUAGGUUAGCUAGCCGGUCGUUUAUUUCUUGGACAUAUGAUAUACUAACGUUACAUAUUACUAAUGUCAAACGGGUUUAGCAACAGCAUUAGCUACCCACGAACAUCAACUACAUUUUUACAGUUAAACAACAUAACCAUGACAGUGAGGCAUGAAUGAGAUUAUUAUCAACAUUAGAACACGGAGUUUGCCAGUUAAUACGAAUGUCUAUGGAUCUGAUUUCCCAUCAAAGUCCAUCAACAUGACGAGGAAGCAACAUGGGAGAAGGGCGAGAAAGAAGAGGCAACGGGAGUGCAAAGAAACAACUGUUCAGUCUGUGACACUAUCUCAUGAACCACAGUUUGUGGCUCUAAGAAGAUGGCUGCAACAGAGAGGCUUCAACUCCAAGCUUCUAGUACCUGCAAACUUCUCAGACACAGGACGUGGACUGAUGACCUUACAGCCUAUCAAGGCUGAGGAUUUGGUGAUCUCCUUACCAGAAAAAUGCCUUUUAACUACCUCUACUGUUCUAAGGAGCUACAUUGGUGAAUACAUAGAAAGAUGGAAACCGCCUGUGUCUCCUCUCUUAGCCCUCUGUGCUUUCCUCAUCUCUGAGAAACAUUUUGGCCAACGUGCAGAAUGGAAGCCCUACAUUGACGUCCUGCCCCAAAAAUACACGUGCCCUGCUUACUUCUCAGAUGAGGUCAUCAACCUGCUGCCGGGGAGUCUGAGUGGGAAGGCCCUGGAGCAGAGAGCUAUGGUUCAGGAGCUGCACUCCUCUUCGUUGGACUUCUUCAGCUCCCUCCAGCCUCUCUUCAGUCAGCCCGUGGAGAGUGUGUUCACGUAUGAUGCACUGCGCUGGGCAUGGUGCAGUGUGAACACGCGCACUGUGUACAUGGAGCACCAACACACCCCCUACAUGUCCAGGGAGAGAAAUGUGUAUGCCUUAGCCCCCUACCUGGACCUGCUCAACCACUCCCCAGCCAUACAGGUAAAGGCGAGCUUCAGCCAUGUGAGCAGGUGCUAUGAGAUCCGUAGCAUCCAAGGCUGCAAGAGAUUCCAGCAGGCUUUUAUCUGCUACGGUCCCCAUGACAACCAACGUCUCCUGCUAGAGUAUGGGUUUGUUGCUCCUGGAAACCCUCACAGUGUGGUGUAUGUGGACCAAGUUAUCCUUCAACAGUGCGUCUGUAUAAAAUACAUAAAUCAGCUGGCACAGAAGCUACUCUUCCUGAAGAAAAAUGACUUUUUAGCAAACUUGACCCUUAGUUUGGAUGGGCCCUCCUGGAGACUGAUGACCGCCCUCAGGCUGCUGUCACUUAAGACAGAACAAUACCCUUUCUGGAAGAGUGUCCUCUUGGGGGCGGGGGUGAGCCACGACAGAGAGGAGUGGAGUGUCGAUGCAGCCCUUAGGCUUUGUCACUACCUGAUGGUUGACAACACUAGAGCUCUGAACAAGAUCUCCCAACUAACAGAGAGGGCAGACGCAUCUCUCAAGGAGCAGCUAGCUGUUGUGGAAUGUCUACGACGAGAGGAGCAAGAAAUUCUGGGUCUUAACCAGGAAAUGCUGCAGGGUCUUCAGAAACAAUUGUUGCCAAGCAGACAGCAUGCACAACUUAGAACAGCAUGCACAACUUAGUAUGACAUUCCAGAACCGGUCAAUUUAUUUAUCUAUCACUGGCUAUGCUUCUAUGAGGAGACAACCAUGUCCGUUUCAUUAUCAGUGCAAUGAAGUGUCCCAGCAAAAGGGCACUGUCACUAGUUAUGUUUCCAUGAACUUGUCCAGUGAUUUAUUUUUUGGGGCAACAUUUAACGUUUGCAUAGAAAAUAGAUGCGACAAUUGCCUGCUAGGGUGCAUUUCCAUUAAACCAUUUUGUCGAUUAAAAACAGCUGGACGUAAUGACAUCUCACCUAAAAAACAAUUUACAACAAAAAUAAUAGCAGCCUGUAUGCCCUCCCACCUAUCUGUGUCUCAGGUAGCCUGCAAAAGCCAGCAUGGAUAGAAUGCAAUAAUCAGGGGCACAACUUUGGUUUUAGAAGUGUUAGGGACAUUAAAUGUUUGUUUUUUAUCCAGUUGGAUAAACAGCCUACCUGACCGCUCAGAGGCAUCGGCAUGGUCCUAAAGCACACCGGUGCCUCAUUUUGUAUCACAUUCCAAUUAUAAAAAUGCAAUUUCAGAAUAGGG